Molecule: messenger RNA, 4204 nt
Organism: Nematolebias whitei (Rio pearlfish)
Lineage: Eukaryota; Metazoa; Chordata; Actinopteri; Cyprinodontiformes; Rivulidae
Product: AP-3 complex subunit beta-2
Exons: 27
Coding region: 84-3395 (1103 amino acids)
Biological process (GO): vesicle-mediated transport; intracellular protein transport; anterograde synaptic vesicle transport
Cellular component (GO): AP-3 adaptor complex; membrane coat
Source: RefSeq, a predicted model, not a curated record
CGCGCAUCCUGCUCCCUUCGGUGGACCAAAUCUCCGUCGCUGCUCCGUGAGACCGAAACGAAAACCGACAGAAAGCCGCGGAAAUGUCCACCAGCUCUGCUUUUAACGAUGAGAAGGGGGGCUCGUCCAGCGUCGGGGAGGCUGAAUACGCUUACGACCCCGUAAGCGGGAAGAUUUUCUCCUCGGACUACAAUCGACAUGAUGACUUGAAGGAGAUGUUGGACAGCAACAAAGACUCCCUGAAGCUGGAGGCAAUGAAGAGGAUUGUGGCUAUGAUCGCUCGUGGCAAAAAUGCAUCAGAUCUUUUCCCAGCCGUGGUGAAAAACGUGGCGUGCAAAAACAUUGAGGUGAAAAAGCUUGUUUAUGUUUACUUGGUGCGCUACGCUGAGGAACAACAAGAUCUUGCUCUGCUCUCCAUUUCUACCUUUCAGCGUGGAUUAAAGGAUCCGAACCAGCUCAUCAGAGCCAGUGCCCUGCGUGUCCUCUCCAGCAUUCGAGUUACGAUCAUCGUCCCGAUCAUGAUGCUGGCCAUCAAAGAAGCUGCUUCAGACAUGUCUCCAUACGUCAGGAAGACAGCUGCUCAUGCAAUUCCUAAACUAUACAGUUUGGAUCCUGAACAAAAGGACCAGCUGAUAGAAGUCAUAGAGAAACUCCUCGCAGACAAAACCACGCUGGUGGCAGGAAGUGUCGUCAUGGCUUUCGAGGAGGUUUGUCCGGAGCGCAUCGACCUCAUCCACAAGAACUACCGGAAGCUGUGCAACCUCCUGAUUGACGUGGAGGAGUGGGGGCAGGUGGUUAUAAUCAACAUGUUGACCCGCUACGCCAGAACACAAUUCCUCAACCCAAACAUCAACGAGUCUCUGUUUGAGGAAGGAAGUGGUGGGGAAAAGACGUUUUAUGGCUCAGAUGAAGAUGAGGAUGAAGAUGAGAGCAAGAAGGAGAAGAAGGCUGAGGCAACUGAAAUGGCCAGGAGGAAACCGUAUGUGAUGGAUCCAGACCACCGUCUGCUGCUGAGGAACACUAAGCCGCUCCUGCAGAGCCGCAACGCAGCUGUGAGGCCACUGCACCGCUCCACACACGUUUUUACACGCUGGACUGAAGUCCAGUUUGUGGUUCUUCAGAACGUGGCAACGAUGACGAUUAAGAGACGGGGCAUGUUUGAACCAUACCUGAAGAGCUUCUACAUCCGCUCCACAGACCCGACUCAGAUCAAAGUUCUCAAGCUGGAGGUUCUCACCAACCUGGCCAACGAGACAAACAUUUCCACCAUUCUCCGAGAGUUUCAGACGUACAUUAAAAGCAUGGAUAAAGAUUUUGUGGCUGCAACAAUUCAAGCUAUUGGCCGCUGUGCGACAAACAUCGGUGAAGUGAGGGACACCUGUCUGAACGGUCUGGUGCAGCUACUUUCCAACCGAGAUGAGCUGGUGGUAGCCGAGUCGGUGGUCGUCAUCAAGAAGCUGCUGCAGAUGCAGCCAGAGAAGCACAGCGACAUCAUCAAGCACAUGGCCAAACUAACAGACAACAUCCAGGUGCCGAUGGCGCGGGCCAGCAUCUUGUGGCUGAUUGGAGAAUACUGCGAGCACGUGCCGAAGAUUGCCCCAGAUGUUCUCAGGAAGAUGGCCAAGUCGUUCACCAGCGAAGAGGACAUUGUUAAGUUGCAGAUCAUCAAUUUGGCGGCCAAGCUGUAUCUCACAAACUCCAAACAGACUAAACUUCUGACGCAGUAUGUCCUCAACUUGGCCAAAUACGACCAGAACUACGACAUUCGUGACCGCGCACGCUUCAUUCGUCAGCUCAUCGUGCCCAUCGAGAAGAGUGGGGCCCUCAGCAAGUACGCUAAGAAACUGUUCCUCGCCCUCAAACCUGCGCCGGUUCUCGAGUCUCCAUUCAAAGAUCGAGACCAUUUCCAGUUGGGUUCUCUUUCUCACCUGCUUAAUGCCAAGGCUGGUGGCUACCAGGAGCUGCCUGACUGGCCCGAAGCCGCCCCCGACCCCUCCGUGCGCAACGUGGAGGUGAAGGAGUCUGUUUUUACGCUGCUCGAAAGAGUCACAACGUUAACGAGUGUGCCUGAAUGGACCAAAUGCAGCAGUCGCGAGAAGAGGAAGGAGAAGAAAGCGGAGAAGCCGUUCUACUCGGACUCAGAGGGAGAAUCGGGGCCGACGGAGUCUGCUGACAGCGAGUCGGACUCGGCGAGCGCCUCGGACAGCGGCAGCGAGGACAGCGGGUCGGGUUCGGAGAGCGAGAGCGAGGAAGACUCUGAAUAUGAGGACGAGGAGGAAGAGAAGGAGGAAAAGAAAACCAAAAAGAAAGAACUGAAGAAGCCAAAGCCAGAAACUGAAAGUGAACAGAGCAGCGAAGAAGAAGCCAGGAAGCCAGAGAAGAAGAGUAAACAACGAAAGAGCGACUCCGAGUCUGAAUCUGUGGAGGAUGAGGAGAGUGAGUCUGAGAGCAGUCAGUCAGAGUCGGAGGACUCGGAGUCUGAAGUGGAGCUCAAAAAGAAAAAGAAGGCAGCUGAGUCCAAACCUCCGUCCAAACCCGUCAAGAAGGAGAAGAAAGAAAUGUCUCUGCUUGACCUGGAUGAUUUUGAACCUGCUCCCUCGCCUCAAGUCACUCCCGUCAGCACCUUACUGUCCAGCAGCCUUGUGACGGACCUGGAGGGCUUGUCUUUGUCUGACUCCGUCCUUUCAGCCGCUACCAUCGCUCCCUCCAGCGCGCUGAAGAACUUCGAGCUGCUGCACCGCAUCACGGGAGAAGGUCUGUCGGUGGAGUACUGCUUCAGCCGGCAGCCGUUCAGCCCCGACGCCAACAUGGUGGCCGUGCAGCUGCAGUUCACAAACAACUCCACGUCCGACACCAAGAGCCUGCACAUGGAGGACGUGAAGCUGCAGUCAGGGAUGAGGGUCAAGGAGUUCCCGGAGAUCGAGUUGCUGCCGGCUGGUGGGACGGCCUCAUCGGUGAUGGGCAUUGAUUUCUGUGACUCGACGCAAGCAGCAAACUUCCAGCUGUGCACCCACACCAAGAAGUUCUUCGUGUCGAUCCAGCCGCCUGUUGGAGAGCUGAUGAGGCCCGUCUUCCUCACAGAAAACGAGUUCAAAAAGGAACAAGGUCAGCUGAUGGGCAUGAACGAGAUCACAGAGAAGCUCACGCUGGACGUCAAGUGUCGGAACGAACACGCCAUCGUCCAGAGAGUGACCACCGCCGCCAACCUCAGCAGAGUCCCCUGUGGCUCAGACAAAGAGUGCAGGUUUGCUGGCAGGACCGUCACCAGCAGCAGCUUGGUGCUGGUCACCGUGGCAACCAGAGAGGAGGGCGCCGCUCAGCUGACGGUCAACUGUGAGAAGAUGGUGAUCGGCACCAUGCUGGUUAAAGACAUCCUCCUGGCUCUGACGCAGUGACGUGAAACAGCAGCGUCUCCCCCUCCAGAUUUCAUCCGCCCCCUCCUUUCACCCACAACUCAAGCCCCAACGUUUUAAAAGCCCCCGACUGUCGGACUGAAAGGUUUGAGCUUCCUUCUCCAGAAACACCUCAUUUGUAGCGUUUCUUCACUGAGGAGACGACUGAGUCUGUGUUUAGGGAAACGCAGCUUUUUAUUUUCAUUGGAUAGGCAUAAUUAAAUUCAUUUUUACGUUGAGUUGGUUUUAAAGCAGUCUUCUUCAGUGGAUGCAGCUGUUUAGUUGUAACUGAGAUGUCAGAAACUUGAGGUCCAACCGGUACUGGGGUUGUUUACGGUCCUCAGAAGUCCGUUUAUCAGGUCCAGCUUCAGCAGAGUGAGUUUUGGGCUCAGUACUCAAGCGACACGUGGUCCGUUUUUAAAAACAUUUAUACUAAAUAUUAAUUUUAAACAUAGAGGAGAUGUUUAAUUGGUGCUGGAGGGUGAUCCUGUAACUACAUCUCCCAUGAACCAGCAGCAGAUUUUAAUGAAACUCUCAGAAACGAAUCAUUGGACGUUCGUCCACAACAGCUCGAGCUUAGCGAAGGCUAAAAUGUCCACAGCUAAGUUAAAUUAAUUUAUUUAUUUUAAGUUUUUGAGUUAAUUUUCUGUAACAGCCAGGGCUUCAUUUGAGCCGGAUCCAGCCAGAACAGGAUCCGGAACCUCUCUUAUUUUGACAGGGUGCAGUAACCAUUUCCUUGGAUCCGGUCACUCUCAGACUUAAUAAUAAUAAAGUUAUAAACAAAUUUGACUGCCUUGAACGAAUUAAACCUA